GGCACGGUGAGGACUGUGGAAAAAGACCAUGCCAACGGAGGCAGAAGAGGGAUGUCUGUCUGUGUGUGUCCAUGUCUCUCCUCCGUUGCCGGACUCACUCCCACGAACAUCAUCAAUGUUCCGCCUGCUGUUCUACCUCUGGAUUUAAGUCGGCUGGAUUAUCGCUCUGUCGCUCGCCACAUUAUUCCAUGCUGCCAUAUUUAAAUGGGAGGCAAAGUUGGACCAUGGACUACACAAGCGGUGACAAACAGUUUGAUGUGUUUUGCAUUCUGAAGUGGUUCCUAGAAACCAAGAUGACUUACCUUUUCCUCAGUAAAACUGUUUUUAUAUGUAAAAUUAUCUGAGCUCUUUUGCUGUGAACUGCUGUAUUUAAAGUAAUAACCUUUUGCUAUUUUAGAAUUUGAACUUGAGAGACAUUCCUCUGUGAAGGAUGAGUGGCGAGGCAGGAUAGAGGAACCUUGUCACCAUUUUAACCUUGGUCUUCCUGUCAGUUUUACGUGAUGAAAAUGUGACUGGCACUUUUUUGUGUGCUCCUUGUGUGUCAGAUUUAUAUUUUUUUGUGUCAGAGUGGAGAGUUUUUUUCCGGACUACUGGUGAACUUCCUUGUCCUUCCAUCUCUAAGGGAACCCUCGAACAAAACUCUUACUGGCUAACCCACUUACACACUCCUUCUCCCCAGUGGGAGCUCCACUAAAACCACCGUCUUGCUCUAGUUGUUGAAAAAAGCAAACGGCAGACCAGCAGAGGGGGUAGAGGGAAGGAAGGCACCCCCCUCCCAAAGUUGAGAGGGGGGGAAGAUGGCAGCUCUCGCCAGCUCUCUCAUCAGACAGAAACGGGCAGUCAAGGACGACCAGACCAAUCGACCAGUCGCCAACAAACGCAAGCCCUGUCCGAAAAGCAACAAGUCCUUAUGCCAGAAGCAGAUCCUGGUCUUGAUCUCCAAAGUACGGCUGUGUGGCGGUCGGAAAAGUCGCAAUGACAAAAGACCCGAACCACAGCUGAAGGGCAUCGUCACACGACUUUACAGCCAACAUGGCUACUACCUGCAGAUGCAACCUGACGGCACCAUGGACAGCACCAGGGACGAAAGCAGCUCCUUCUCACAGUUCAACUUAAUUCCUGUGGGACUGCGGAUUGUUGCGAUCCAGGGUGCAAAGACGGGCCUGUAUCUCGCCAUGAAUAGCGAUGGGUACCUCUACACCUCUGAGAAUUUUACUCCCGAGUGCCGAUUCAAGGAGAGUGUGUUCGAGAACUACUACGUGACGUACUCCUCCAUGCUCUACCGCCAGACCCAGUCUGGCCGCUCCUGGUACAUCGGCAUCAAUCGUGACGGCCAGGUUAUGAAGGGCAACCGGGUGAAGAAAACCAAGGGAGCUGCGCACUUCUUACCGAAGGUUAUCGAAGUUGCAAUGUACAAGGAGCCAUCACUUCACGAGCUCGCCAGUGAGCCAGUGAGUCCGCCUCGGAAGACAGUCAAGACGUCAGACUCGCCAUCCUUAAAGCAUGGACCGAAAGAUGCUCCCAAAGCAGACGCCUCAUAGCACAGGAUAUUGAGGGUGGGACGCUGGGCUGGCACCAAUGAAAAUGGGAAGACUGGCACCCAUUACGCACCGAGCGUGACUGAAGACGGCUCUCCCGCUCCGAUAGUGCACUACAAGAGUGGCUGCAGUAUAUACAAUCAGCAGUCCAGCACCAGACGAGACGCAAGAGGAGUCCCCCCUCAAGUGAAGAACAGCCCAGAACUGCAGCUCCGACUACAACCUCCUCCCUUCCUCUGUUCGCCUCCUCCCCUGCCCCCUAUGAUUUCCUGAUGCAGUCUCCUUCAUGUCUCCGUCAGACUCAGGCUGCUUGGUCCCUGUGAUACUUUUAUUUUUUUCUCUCAAACGGCCACCUAGUUUGUACAGUAUUUUCAAAAGAUGCCGGUCCAGCACUGACUCGGCAUCACAAUCGUCACCCAUGGGUCGCCUCUUGAGCCCUGCAGUGAGUGACAGCGUGGUUUCCCACCCAUCUGUUAUCCAGCCCAGCUAAUCACCAAGGUCAGCGAAAGCUCACUGAGAGAUGAAACGGAUCGGAGAGUGAAGACAUCAGCUGGAUUCCUGGGUCAGGUCGGGUCAGAGUCGCGUGGCCACAAGGCUCUGAACCAAAAGAGAAAAAAAGGUUAAAUGGGCAUCUCAUUAUAUUGUUUGUUCGGCAUUUUUCCGUUUCAACGUGGGCACUAAUAUUUGUUUUAUAUAUUAUAUAUAUAUAUUUUCCCUUGAGAUUCACAGUCAAAUAAGUCGUAGAACCAAGAAUGUUGAAGGGGCUUGAGCAGAGCUCAUGCGGCCACGACAAACGUUUCCUUGGCAGUGGCUUAUUAAAAGCAGCAAAUGAACAAGUGGGUCAUACUCUGAACCCAUCAUGGAUGUGGGCUCAGUCACCUGAAAAAUGCAGUGGUGUGUACUUCACUCAGCAUCUGCUGUCAGCAUAAAGACUGGUUUGAAGGCAAAACAUCAAAGGCGGUGGAGCCUCAGAGCUGCGGCACUUGUUAUUCUGAGAAUGUCUGGCAGCUUAUCCACUCACUAGCUUUAUCAAAUCACCUUGGAAGAAUCGCCCUCAGGACUGUAGAUGUUUGACUGGGACUGUACUGGGGGAGUCAACUGCGCCCAGGAAUGCUUUUAGGUAUGUCGAGUGGUAAAAACAGAUGACUUCUGGCAAACGCCAUUCACUCCUUUGGUUGGAAAAAAGUACAUUUUUUUAUUUUUAUUUUUUUCUCUCGAGAUCAAGGUGAACAAAAAUAGAAAUCUAAAAUCUAUGGUGAUGCUGAGACAUGUUCUCCUUCAGCUGUAAGUAGCAUCAGAGGCAUGAGCUUGUGAUAAAAAUGUAAAAAGAAAUUAGUUUAAUGAUGUAGUGAUUUAAUAUUAUGGGUCAGAAAUAUAUUGAAGUUGAUAGCCCGAAAGGUGGUCAAGGAAAACGUCUACUUAUUUUGACAAUAAUUCCUCUAAACCUGCUCUGAUGUCCAGAAGAAGUCCAGAUGUUAAAUCUGAGCAAUAUUUUAGCAUUUAUUUUAAGGGUAUCCACCAUAUUUCACUCAAAAUCCUCAGUGACGUACAGAGUGUACUGCACCAGGCAAAAAGUGGAGCACACAAAGAUGGCUAACAAAAGCAAGACUGUUGUGCGUGCGUGCAAUUUUUAAGUGCAUCUAAAAUUAAAUCAAAGUCAGAUAGUCCAUUCAAUUCCGUACAAUGCGGCCAAUAGUUUCUGCAACUUUCCAAGGACUUGAACAGAAAAGGCUGCAGCGUGAGGUGCGCAAUACAUGCAUGGUGUAUUUUAGCAAGUCUGAAUUUGUGUCAGCACACACAUCGAGGCAGUUAUUUAGAAAGAGUGCUGGAUUAGCAGCUGGGUUCUCCAGGAAUGUAGAUAAGGAAAGUCCCCGGUGAAGUCUGCAGGGUUAUGCUGCACAAGAGCGUGUUGAUGAAUGUAUGACAAUGAGGGCAGGUAAAGUAUGGACUGUUUUCGACAAGUGUGUGUGUUGGUGGGGUGAAGCUUAUUUUUCUUCCCUUUUCACGUCAUGGCAAAACUAGGGUAUUGCUGUUUGGGAUGUCUUCUUCAAGAAGCUGCUUGUGCAUUAUGCACUAACAAAUCUCUACUUUUGACAAGCUAACAUUUUUUUUUUGUGGAGAACAUACUCACAGGAUUUUGACUGUGCUUUUCUUACAGCUUUAUAAUAUCAGAAUAUGUGCUCAGCAGGUGAUCCACUGGAAUUUAAUCUUAUUUUGACUGUCAAAACUCAUGUCACAUACAGUUUUCAAGAAGAGAAUUGCCAGGAAAAUCUUCCAACUGCAGUUGAAUAGAGGCAAACUUGUGACAGCCAGGGAUUGCAGCGUCCCAAAAUACUGACAACUGGUGAAAGUAUGCUGUUUUGUCAGAUUUAAAAGAGGUUUAUUUCGCCAUAGAAUUAUUAAAGGAAGGAGGGUUUUUCAGGACAAUCGAAUGCAGCAAUAAAAAGUCGUCUUCAAACAUAUAUAUUUUAUUGUCAACCAAGUCAGAAAUAUUUUAAGAAAGACUAUGUAAUGUCGAGGAAGGCCACAGCAAGUUGUCAGGCGGUGACACAGGACAGGAAUGUAGAAUGUUGAUAUGUCCAUAUUGGAUGAGAAAAAAAUGGAUCAAAGCAAAUGAAGAGACAAGUAUCAGCAAUGUCAGCAUGGAAGCAAACGCAGUUGAGCUCGUGGAUGAAGUUGGUUCACAGUCAAGAACUGGUGUCAAGUGUCACAAACAAACAUCGAGGGGGUGACAUGGAAAUUCAUACUCAUAAUUUCUGUUUUGGUGCUGACACACAAAUGUCCUAUAGUGAUUUUCAUUUCUAAAUAAAGCUCUAUCUCACAAGCCACCAGCAUUUACAGCUGUUGAGUCUUGGUUGAAAGGCGGAAGUGCGUCCUAUUCUCUGUGUUUUAUGCCCUGUUAUUGUGUGCAAGAUUAAGAGUAAAGAAGGACAAGACAGAGAGGGAAGGAGAAAACCAAAGGGCAUCGCACUGAAACAAUGAUCGAUAGGCUCAAUAAACCACAAACAAGUGAGCAACCAGCCAGCGAUGGGUGCAGAAAUUUCCCCAAGGUCUGCCAGAGACAGAAAAAUCUAUUUGUUUAUAAUGAACUCAGAGGGAUGCUGCUGUAGACUCAAAGAGGAGUCAAGUCUAAUGACAAGAGUGGUUCAGAUUUAGCGGUUAGGCCCCAAGACAUUUGGUUCAUAGGAAGGUGAUCAGGGCAGAUCAUGGUUUUACAGGAGUUCAGUCCAUUUAAACAAACCUGUCAGCUCACACAUCUAUAGUAUAUAUGUAAUAAUAUAAUAUAAUUUGUGUUAAGCGUUUAAAGUAAAUAUUGGUAAAUUUGGUUUUUAUCAUGUUGGAAGUCGAUGGAAUUAUGGGGAUAUGAGAAUUCAGAAGGAUGCAAUGAAUUCAAAAGAACGUCGACUGACUUACAUCGCAGGUGAAAAACUCAUUAUUGACAUAGGCUGUUCAAAAUGUAAAUAAUAUUUGACGGUACAUGGCAAUGUAAUUGGCUGCUCUACAAAUGACUGGUGAAAUGAAUUCCCUUUCCAUCAGUCCUUUAAUAUGGAAUCAUGCCUCACAAACAGAAAGAGUAAUGUCUCAAAUACGAAGGAAAUGUGUCAACUUCAUGCAUUUGAGUUGUGUCACUGCUACUGCUGACUGUAGCCAUUAAUGUAUCCUUGCAGCCACUGCUACGUAUUCAUUCAUUAAUGCAUAGAACGCCCUCAAAAACCACCCUUCACAUCCAAAUCUCCCAUAAUUCCACCCUUGUCUUGGUGGUUGGCCAGAACAAGAAUACCUGGGAUGAAAGAGAAACUUUUAUAAAGACUCUUUGCUCCAGUAUUAUUGUUUUUCAUGCAGAUGUUUUGGUUAUGUUGACAAAGAAAUCGAAGGAAUGUUUAUCUCUUUAAAGACAAAACAGGUGCACACUCUUUUUUUAACAUAUAUUUUUAACUGUAUAUAAACGCUAAGUAAGCUCAGUGGUAACACACGAUGACGGUUCAGCAACUCAACUUUAAUGUUCAUCUUUUUGUUUCAAAGGGCUAUCAGUAGAUCCUUCAAGCUAAGGCUCUGGGUUGUGACUGUUGGAUGGAAAUUAGAAGCAAAACAUGUAUAACUGGCUCCCUCUAAUGGAAGAAUCUGGAAAAAUGCACAGAAGUUGCAUUAUUUUUCUGUCACUACUUGUUAUAAUGUCACCAUGAAUCCUUGUCUAUGCUUGAAAUGCAACAGCUUUGUGCUUCACGGUCGUGUUAUGAUGAAUGAAAAGUGAAUCACUAAAAUACAUUUGACACAGGCGGAGAAAUAUUUGAAACUACAGAGCUGCGGAGGCUUCCAUUCCUUCACCGCCAAGUCAGCAACUGGGCGGCGUGUGGACGGCGAACAGUUCAGGGAAGCUAAUGGAUUACUCAUUUGUCCUGACAGUAACACAACAGUAUUGUGUUUUGUAUUUUCUUCCUUGUAAUUAAAUGCCCAUUUUUCUAAAGACAGAAACGUCUGAAGAAGAGGCAAAAUAGCCUGUUUGUAUUUUUAGCCGAGCGAGUGUGUCCUUGAGGUGAACCUCACCCAAACUGGCGGUGUGUGGCUGGGUUGUGUAUCUGUGGGAGAGGAAAUGUAUUCAUCGAUGAGAUCAUGUUUUUCUUUUUCUUUUUCUAAAGCCAACAUGUGUCCUGUUAUACCAAACAAAGACCUUGGUGGGAUGCGGUCAAACAAGUCUUCCAGAAAGCUGCUUUCUAAUAAUACUCUCGGCUUGGCUGUUUGUCGAGCCGAUCUCCAAGUCUUCCGAAUGACUGAUGGUUGAUAAAAAUUGAAAUAAGAAAAGCCAUACACAGGGAUCGGCCUUUGCACUGGUGAGGAGGCUCGAGUCCCAAGGCACAGGGACAAAAGAAACAUGUUGGACUCCUUGCAAUAUAUAUAGAUAGAUUUAUUUUUCUUUUACAUCUCCAGGAAAUAGCAAUGCAGGAAUAAAAACCAGCAAUAUGCAAAGAGAACAAUACCACAUCUUGCACAUGGAGGAAGAAUGAAUCCAGCUGGUGAUGGCAACAUUCAGGAUCAGCAGGCUACAACAGCAAUCAGUAGCCUGCCACAUAAACUGUUAAAUGUCUGGAAUGAGGAUGUUUUCUUUUGUUUGUUUGUUCUGCAAAGCAUGCGCAUCACAGCUGUCGGGCUCCAUUGAUGACUCCCCCUCAGUAUAGCGACGCACACCAGCCCGGAAUUCAUCGCCCACUUUACCCAGAUUUGCAUCAGACCUGUGUACAUUUCAAUAUAUCUCCGGUGUGGACGGAAAGGAGCUGUCUU
Messenger RNA from Synchiropus splendidus (mandarinfish), 6815 nucleotides. RefSeq names its product fibroblast growth factor 11b (gene fgf11b). Bases 798 to 1541 code for a protein of 247 amino acids. NCBI's taxonomy places the organism in Eukaryota, Metazoa, Chordata, Actinopteri, Syngnathiformes, Callionymidae. The transcript is spliced from 5 exons. Gene Ontology annotation, biological process: animal organ morphogenesis; cell differentiation; regulation of cell migration. Gene Ontology annotation, molecular function: growth factor activity; fibroblast growth factor receptor binding. The record is from RefSeq and is a predicted model, not a curated record. Gene Ontology annotation, cellular component: cytoplasm.